AUGAUAAAUCUUUAUCAGUCUCUGACAAAAUCUUGGUACUAUGCAACCAUAUGGGUGCUCUUUGUGACCCACUCAUUUGUUCUGUCAGCUGAUGAGAAUCACAAAAAAAGCGCUCCAUUAUUUGAAUGCGCCAAUCAGAGAGAACUCGGUUAUCCCUUUUGGAUACCUGGGAGAAAAGAGUGCGGCCACCCGGAUUUCAAGCUCGACUGCAGCGGUGAUUUCGCAGAGUUAAGUAUAUCCUCCGUUAAGUUCCAAAUCCUUGAGAUCAAGCUUGACAACAUAAGACUUUCCAUGAAGGACUAUCACAACAAUAUUUGUCCCCGAGACCCUAAGAAUGUACAAAUCAACCAGGAUGUCCUUCCAUUUUCUUUUGACACUAUACCGUCAAUGCAGAACUAA
Eruca vesicaria subsp. sativa (arugula) is the source of this 399-nucleotide messenger RNA. NCBI's taxonomy places the organism in Eukaryota, Viridiplantae, Streptophyta, Magnoliopsida, Brassicales, Brassicaceae. The record is from the annotation of a GenBank genome assembly.